AUGGUAGAAAACAUCAAGAAAGUAUCAGAGAGAGCUUCUGUGAAAGAGAUUUCUCAGAGCAUUUUGAGAUCUGCACAAAUCCUCAGGAAGGUGCUUAGUGAUGAUGCACCUGAUGCCGGCUCCAGGUGAAUGGCUUGCGCCCGGCUGAUGCACCAAAAGAACUCCAGCAAAGACUGUGACAGAAGAAACACUGAGCAGCCUCAUGCAAAAAAAGGGGGGGGGGAUCAAAACACUGUUCAGGGUAGCAUAGAAGAAAAAGUCUCAUCCAUUUAACUGGUGAAAACUGGUGAAAACAUCCCGAUGAAGAUGCGAAACCAAUAAAAUCAAGUGCACCCAGGGGUGCACCCAGCAACCAAAUGUGUCCAAAUACGUCAGAAGUGUCUAAAUGGUUUCAAAGCCUUGUGAUUGGUUUAAUUUGAGCUGCCCUAAGAAAUGUUGGAAUCAGUCUUUUCGGUGGGUUUUUCGUCUGUUACCCACCCUGACGAUGGAUUCCGAGCACGAGAAUGGUAACAUGUCUAACAGGACUCAUUAAAAAAUUCCAUGUGAUACUGAAUUUUUUGUCGUAAUGCUAAAAUUCGAAGGACCUACGUAGAUCUUUGUUCAAGUCACAGUUUCUUGGUAACAAAAUGUGAAAAACACAACCUCCUAAUAUCGCAGUUAACUUAUAAGAUAUGUAUAAAAACUUCGAAUAUCUCAGAUGAGUGAACCGUUAUUCCUGCCUCGAGCUUAAGAAAUUUCUAGGCAAAUUAAAUAUUUGUUUCUUCGAACACGCCAGCAGCUAUUUUACAGAAAAAAACGUAUAAAAUAAGAAGUUUGAUUCAACUAAAAUCACUCUCGCAUGCCUCUGGAAAUUAAAGGAAAGAAAAUUUGGAAUAAUUUUAAAAUAAACAAUGACCAGACUAAUGAAUCUACUUAAAAACGUCCAUAGCUAGAAAGAGUGUUACGUUAACAAGAGUAAUUCUAUUAAAAGUCUGCAUGCAUCGGCUAAUGGAUAAUUUCACGGAUUAUUGGACUGUUUGCAUUCGCCGGAUGAAUUUUUUUAAGCUUUCUAUCAUCAAAUGAAACAGACAAAAGCUAAAAUACAUGGUGUUUUGUAAAUGUACCAUUUCUUCGUCUAAUUAAAAUUGGCGAACAUUGUUCCAUUUUAGACACUCUGGAGCCUGGCAAUAGAAAUAAGGGGUUUUGUGGCGCCGAAUAAAUCUUUAUUUGAAUAAAAAUAGGAUUGUGGGUACUUGUCACUCUGCAAGAGCUCGUCUAUGAAUUUCAAACAUUUGCCAACAAAGUUACAGCAUUAUAAGAAACCACAUCCUUUUUCACUUAUAUCAUACACCAAAGAACUUAUUUAAAAUUGGAUUUGGGAAAUUAAUUUGAUAAUUGUUAACACAAUAUUUUCAGUUUCCGUCGACUUGCAGAAGGCUUUUGCCUGUACAAGUUUCAAAUAAGCGCAAUUUUGAGCAAAUGCUGAAAAGGAAGGUUUUUCUUAACCUUUGCUAACAAGAUAAAAUUUCUUUUUGGUUAUUAAGUAAAGAACUUAAACAAACAAAGGUAUUGUGUCGUAAAAACAAUUCGAAAAAUUAACAUGUGGCGUGAGAAAACGUCAAAAUAAAUUAGUACGGCUUUUAACAUGAGAUUUCUCAUUCCAAAUCAUAUGUAAAGAGAGGGAUAAAAGAUUCAAGCAGAAUUUUCACGGACUUGAGCAAAGUUAAAAAGAAGAAGGCAUUGCAAUAUAAACACAACUAUAAAAAGGCCUUUGUUCCCAUUGCUUCGGCUGCUGGCUAUAGGAAGGAAUUUUAAUACUGAGAAAAUUGAAAAAAACUGAAAAAGCCUGGCGAUGACCCUUUGAAACAACAAAGAGUAGAUAGGAGGCUCUAUAAAAAAAAACUAAAUGUCGGAUGCAACGGAAUUUUUCCUUGUGAACGUGGCCUACUUCAAGUUUACUUAUCACCUUUCACUCUUUCCGUUUCAGCAAGAACGGAAGCAAGUACAGUAGUGAGAAGUUAAAUUUUUUGGCUGUGUGUCAUUCGCAUCCUCUUUACAUCCGAACUCACACUUGUGGAAAAAGCUGUCAAAAUCAAGAUGAUGUGUUCAUUUUACAUAAUUAACAGCAUGUGCCACAAUACGUACACUUAAUUAAAUUACAAGAUUAAUAUCUUUUUGUUCUCUGAUUUGCGCUAGCCACUAAAAAGGCACUGCGUGACAAUGGCGUUAUGUUUCAUAGAGAUAACGCCAUUCGCCUUUUAUUUCGCCGCGCCUAUUCAAUUUCUUAUACCAAUGUCGUAAGAGCCUCAGUGCAUGAGUGCAGUUUAGCUGUUGAUUAUUUCAACAGCCAAAACAAAUGUUUACUGAAAGAUACCAGAGCGCAAUCGCUGGCUGAGCGUUACUUGAGUAAGAACUUGCAACCUAUUCUGGUGGAGUUAAACUGAGUGAAUCAAUGUCAGAAUCUUUUCUUCGGCGUUACGGGACAUCUCGGUGAAAAGCAGUGAAUCAGUUGUGUGUGAGCGGCGGGCAGGCAGCGAUGCGAUGCGAGUCUUCACAAGGGCAAGAAGAUUACGAUUUUCACGGAAAGUCUGCUUAGUCAUUAUUCCUGUCGGCUGGCUUACGAUUUUUAUCACUUUGUCUUUGUACAGUGACCAUGAAAAUAGCGGUAAGUUUUUGUAUUUAGCUUAUACAUUUCGUGCUACCAUGCGCGUCUUCCUUUCGCAAGUCGCUGUCAAAGUGUUGGUGUCUCUCUAGUAACUACUCCACAGGCAUGCAGCGAACAAAUGUUUCCAUAACCAUACAAACUAUGCUUGUAUACAAACACUGAAAAUGUAAAACGUCGCAGUUCAUUUACCUCACUUUGAGAGCGGUCUUCUUACGUAAAAAAGCUAAAGGAAAAGGAACUUGUUAAUUGACCUGACCUGAUCUUUACGAUGAAGACUAAACCUUUCACAAACCUAUGGCUAAAUUCAUGCGGAAAAUUGUGAAUUCUUUAUCCUUUCAUUGUAAAGUAACUCUUGCUUUUUAGACAAUAUCUGCGGGUGACCGAAUUCUCUGUGAUUGUGGUCGUGUUAAGAUAUAUGUUCUUAUUCUAGUAGUUACUAAAUGUCUGAAUAAUAUUCGUUUGUUUGUGUCCGGAGAGAUUUUUACUAAUAUUGAUGCUGACCGCAAUAAGCCCUUAUUUGCAAUGUCUUAUUUGUAAGCUUUCAGGUCGUGCUUUAGUAGCUUAAUUUUCAUUACAGUAGAGAAAGAUUAGUCGAGAUUUGUAAUCUUUAUUUCAUAUUUAGUGUUCUUUAUGCGGCCACGAGUCGCUAUUGUUGAAAGUUGUGAAGGAAGAUGACGGGAAAUUAGAUGCGUCUACACGCUUGAAAUCCAUUCACAACCUUUGCUCUGAUUGAGGCUUUUUUAAAAGAAAAAAUAUAUGCUUGGUUAGAGCACUAUUUAAGUGAUUUUGUUUUUCUCUUGGACCGUUUUAAAUAUGUUUUUAUUGGCUUCGAAGUAUGGCUAGAACUUUUCAUGUACAAGAUAUCGAUCUGUGUUGUGAAAUUUACCACAACUCGAGGUACAAACGUCGCAUGAAGUUGAGUAACUAAUUGGGAUAGGAGAACUUUACAGCAUACGGAUAGGUAUUUGGCUGUGUCAAUGACUCUUCUUCGUCUCAAGAAGUUUAUAAAUGCAAACCAGUUACUUUCAAGUGUCUGUAAUCAGUUUGGGAGAGUAACUAAUUUGUAAAACAUCUGGUAAUACAAGUGUCGGCUUCGUGUGUUACAGAACAUACUCGUGAAUGGACAAAAAUUUGCGCGGAAGAGAUAAGUUUAUAGGCAGACGUUUGUGAAAAUAUUGUAUGAUUAACUAAUGCAGAUAUGUCCUUUGGUUUGAGUAACUUUUUUUUGUUUUAUUUUUUAACCUUAGCCGGUUUAUCUGAAAUUCAGAAGUGCUCUAAAAAUGUCGCUUUCUUUCCGUGUACACGUUAUCAACGGCUGCCGAAAAACAGCGAAUAACGACUUAAGUUAAAUGGAUUUUAAAUGAAAACCCUACGAUUUCAGAACAAAAAGGAUACCGCCAUUCAUCUUGUAAUAUGUUUUUUUAGAGAAUGUGCUCUUUUUUAAAUUAUGAUACCGAAAACAUCUGCUUUGUUUUGAAAACAACUCUGCUAGAAAGUAUGCCGGCCAAAACAUUCCUUAAUAAACUCAGUCAUUUCUAUGUCGAGGUAAAAAUUUUUGAACCUUUUUUUUCGUUAAGAAAGAGAGAGCAGAUAUAUAAUAGCUGGAAAUCAUUGGAAAAACCCAUUAAGAUGGGAUUGGUUUUCUUAUCUAGCAGUUUACAUCUGUUUGUGUAUGGCUUUUUGCAUGCCCCAGCUGAAUUCACUCUUUUGUCGAAAUAAUAUUGUUACCCCCAGUCGAGAACAGCAAUUUCCCUGGGCUGGGCUAAAAAUGUUUUGUUUUUUCAGAGCCAAUAACGGCCGAGAAAAUUGCGGUAGGUGAUUGAUUACUAGUAUUUUGUGAUAAAGAGAUUAAGGUUUGCAAACUCGUAACCCACGAUACCAAAAGCGAUACCUUAGCUUUCCGUGUAUAUCAUUUAUCACUGUAGUGUCAGAAAUUUACAAAAAAAAACAGUUCCUUUUGCUUUUUAUUGCUGUAUGUAAAUUCCAUUAUGUUAACAGGGGAUUUUUUAUUUUCUAGAUGGGUUUAUUGAAGUGAUUUAGUAUGACAGAAAUCAUUUCAAAGUUUUGUCCAAUCUCUGUCUUCCUUUAGGCAAUAGUUGAGUUCAAUCUCAUCCUGUUCGCUAUUCCAACUUUUGUUAAUUUAUUUUAUCGCUCUCAGUGGAGGUUAGCGCUUGAGGAUUGUAGUUGACUAAUCAUCAUCACUUUUCAACCAAAAUUCUAAGUUUUGUGAAGAAAUAAUAUUUUUGUUUCAUGAUAUAGCUUAUACAAUGGAAGAAAUCUUGCUAUCAGGCCAAACGUGAGAUAAAUGGUGAUAUUUUAUCUAAUGGCCACUUAACUGAUAUCUAUCAUAUAUGGAAUGUAAUAUUUUUGUCCCAAAGACAAACCGCACUGCACGAAAUUACUGCAAAAUAACUCUAGUUCAUUUGAAUAAUGACUUUGGUUCAUAGUGGACUCCAUUUGAAGUAAUUUGUUGUUGUAAUGCCUAUUAAUAGGUGUUCAGACGGAAAGAGAAGUACUUUGCAAUAGCUUUUACUUUCAUAAUAAUAGGAUUUGUUUGGUAGUGUCAAAGGGUAUGUCUAGCAAAGUGCUUAUUUUUUCUUGGUCAAAACGAAUGUUGGAUACCGAUUUCAAGGAAGUACUUGUAUAGUAUCAAGGGAUUUAAUCCACAAAAUCGUUUCCUUGUUUUUUCAGUUGUAACAUUCUCGUUAGAGAAAGCAUCAAAGUAUUGUAGGACAGUAUUUCCAGCGUAUUUUUUUUUAUUUGAACUAAAGAAGUCAAACAAUGAAUGUGAAUAACCGCAUUGUUGCUGAAAAAUCCAGGAUUAUAACUUUGACUUAUUAUGCCGGUGUUGGUUUUGUUACUGGUGGAUAACUGUAUGUUUCUAACAUUGCCCCCUUAAAAAAAUAAGCCUCUAUGGCCGGUAUAUGGUAAAAGUAAUUUCUUUAGAAUUUAUCUUAAAACAGACCCAUAGUUGAGUGUCUGAUAUUUACAGGAUGAGCAACGAACCUUUAUACUCUGUUUCAUUUGAAUAACUUUAUAAAAAGUUAUUCGAAGAAGUCAAAUAUUUUAUAGUUUUUGUUUCUGUUUCUUUACUCAUACACAAGGAUAACUAGCAAUCAGUGUUGAACUAUACAAUAAAACUUAUAGCCUGCUAUGCGUUUCAAAAGUACUUUCACGAUCUUACUGUAAAACGGACUUGUAGAAUAGCUGUUUCUUUAGCAAGAAGUUUCAUUUUCUAUUUCUUAACGGACGUUAACGUUUAGUUUGGCCUCUAGCCGAUGAAGACAACACGAAAUCCAUAUUUUCCAGUUCGAAGUCGAAAAGAGUAGUUUAGGUGCAGCUCAAUAUUAUGGUGGCCCACAGCUGUCACGGCAAAACCAAAAACCUCACGGCAAAAACAAAAACAUCACGGCAAAACCAAAAACCUCACGGCAAAAACAAAAUACCUCAAGGCAAAACCAAAAACCUCACUUUCCGAAAUCCAAACUUUUAACUAAGAGAAGUUUAAUCCAUGUAGAUGUGCAUUGUCCGCAAGCUGAGGUUAGGUGGCAUGGAAUAGCUUGCUUAAAAGAUCUGAGCUCGCAGAGUAAUUGGUUUAAACAAAUAAAUCAAUGGAAUUUCACCAUCCUUCAUUUUCCACCCAUAAGGCAGUGAAUUAGGCUUGAUUUACGUAACAAAUUAUUGUGCGACCAAUCUGAACAUUCUAUCAGCUUUUGUGCCCUUAUGCUUAUUUUGUGUGAAAUUACACCAGGAAUCUCUUAUUUAUCUUACAAACUAAAACAGUGAUUCUUUUAUUCUAAUCUUGCUUAAUGUUUUAGAUAUGAACGAAUUUUUUUGCGUUACAAGCUAUGUCUUUCUGAAAUACAUCUACGACUGUUGCACUGUUCAAGGCUAUGCAUUCAUUCUCGCAUCUACGUCGAUUUCAUUGUUUGCCCAAGAUUGAAUUGCAGGGAACUUUGGUGACACAUGGCAGAUUUCAAAGCAAAAUACAAGAAAUUAAGAACGGGGAAUCGCAGAAAAGUUGCGAUGGCGUGUUCGACUAGCUUAGAAGUGGGUUUUCUUUCUGGCCUGUUGUCCCGGGGGGUACUUCCUAUGACUGCCUAUACGGGCAGGCUCCGCACGAAAGGGGUAUCUUUCUCAGGCUUCAGGUAUAUGAAAGGUUGGGGAUUUAGUUGAAGUAUUUAAAAGGGUUGGGAAAUCUGUCAUUUGGGUCUUCCAAACGGCCCAAAAGGGCUACGGUGAAUUUUAUGGUUUUAUAAAGUCAAGAAAACGUUCUAUUUUUGUGGCUGAUUCUUAUUUAAAGACAAUGCAUUUACAGCAGUUAAAAGGGAUGCAAAAUUCUAAACAAGGUAUAUGAAAGGGUUAUCAUUUGUGAUUAGAACGUAUACGAAAGGAGUACCUUUUUCGUGAAAAAUGGUAUAUAAAAGGGUAAGGGGUUGGACCUCGGGGCGGAGCCUCCCCGUAUAAUCAUUUGUUGAGUACUCCCCCCCUGGCCUACUGUAUAGCUUUUAAUUUCAUUUCCUUUUGAGAUGAUUUAAUGUGAUCGCCAAAAUCUGUGAGAGAUCGUUUGCACGGCCGACGGGCCGAAUUUACAGCAAUUGUUUAUACACAAGGAUAAAAUAUGAAAGUGCUAAAAUAAACCCUUUCACGUAUUUCCGUUUUUCUCUUUUAUCGCCCACCCAAAUACCGGAAGCGUGUGUCACGAAAACCCGUAGAAUGUUCUGUUCAUUUCUCAGGCAUUGUGGUACAGUGUACGCCCUUGAAAGAAAUAGUAUAUAUGUGUCCAAAGUGCUGUAGGAUGGGUAAUGGCUUUCAUUGACUCUUUAGAUUAUGUAUUGUGCAAUCUGAAGAGUGUGGUUUGGGCAACAAAAUUCCUCUCGUGUAACUUUAUUUGUAUUUGUUGAUACCGAAAAAACGACAGUUUUCAGUUUCCAAUUUUGAAAAAAAGGGGGAUCGAACAGUUUAGUUUCUGAUUUCAGUAGUGCUUCUUCUGUUAAAAGUCGAAGUUAAAAAGAAGUGAGAGUUUCCGUCUUUUGGCAGACUUGUUAAUUAGCAAUUUUGCACAGAUUGAGAAGGAGUGUUUGACAUCACAGAUGUUUACAUAAUUCAUUCUUUUUUUCCGGAAGCCUUCCUUUUCUGCCAAAAAAACCCUCUCACCGGAGUUUUGUAUCAUCUUAUCUGUGUUUUGUGGGUUCUAAUGAGGGAGAGCGAUACGGUUCAAUGUUUGGUCAGAUCUGACACAGUAAAGUAUCUGUUGUAAAAUCUAAUAAAAACAGCUUCGUUUCUUGUAGUGAACCGUUGAUCAUAAUGCGGUGGCAUUCUUAAAAAAAGUUUUUUUGCCUGUGUUUUUCCUUUUGAAGCUAUUUUCAUGUUUUGAUUGUUCACAUAUGGGGCACCUUAUGUUAAAAUUUAAAGAGUGUUUAUCGAGUAUUCAGGCCACAAUAGCAAUGCUUUUUUACCAACGAAAACAAUAACUGGAUAUUGAAAUAAACCCGGAAAGAACGGAUUACAGGUAAAUACAGCCACAACGAAAACAAAACUACAAUCAGUGGGGCCUAGAUGCCCACAGAAAAAAAGCCUUCAAAUUUUCUGUAACUUAAGUGCUAAGACAUCGGCUUUUGAUAGCUUCUGUGCGCGCUUGUUAUAAAGGCAGGAGCGUACACGACCAGAAAAUCCUAAAAUGUUAACUCCUGACGGUAUUAUUUUUCAUUUUCCUGUAAAAUAACAUGACCAGGAUUUGUAAUAAAUUGGUGGAAAAAGCCGGAGGGGAGGGUGGGGGGGGGAUUGGGAGGUUACUCGAAAUCCGUGGGGACAGGGAUAGAUGAUGGAACGGGGUUUAUUUUUUACGUUAACAAUUUUUUCCCGCGAAAGUUCCCAUCCAGGUUUCAGCAUUUAGGUUUCACCACCAGCAAAAUUCCUUCCUCAAAUUGAAUCUUCAUACCUCCAGAAUUCUAAAAUCUUGAAUUACUUAAAUGUAAGGGAAUCACUCUUUGACAGGAGCCGAUAACUCGGCGCGCGCAACUCCCAUACUUAGCCAUUGCUUGCCGGGCGGGGCACAAGGGAGUUGCUCGUAUGCUCUUGAUUAUAGGCUUUCCCCAAUUCUGACGUCGGAAAAGUUACAAGGACGAGAGUAAAGGAGUCUUAAAAAAUUCCGUUCCAAAAUUGGCCAUUCUUUAAAAAGUGAUUGUGUUGAAGUAAAGCCGAAAUGCUUGGGGAGCGGGAGCUUUUAAACAUUGAUGCUUCAAGGAUAAAUGUAGAAUUUAGAAUCUCGAUGGUAAUUUAAUGACAGUAACUAGCAGGUUAAUCUCUUUGCUAGAAUUAAAGGUUUCUAGUGGCAAUUUUUCAAUUUCCUUUUUCUUUUUAUAAUACAUUAUCAAUUUAUAUCCUUUCUAAGGGCUUUGGAAUGAACCCCAGAUUCUUUGGAAACACGAUAAACAUAUAUUUACUUUUAAGCGAGAGCUGUCACCCGACAGUUUCUUAAUUAUUUUUGUAUACUUACUCCAUUUGUAACUUUUAACGCUAGCCUGGCUUUCAUGUAAAACACUUUCAUUAUAAAAAAUCAUUAGUUUGCAAGAAUUAUGAGUGUAAACGUAUUACAGGCAGAUACUUGAUGUAAUUUUUGUUGCUUUGCAGACAAAGUGCUGGCGACAGAGUUCUUAAAAUCUGGUUUGAAAACAACGUUUCCAGUUGCGAUCAAUGAACUGCAUAUUGAAAAUUCGUUGUCAUCACUUCAAUUUGGUAACAGGACGUUUCAAGUUCAGAAGAAAAUAUUGCUUGUUCAUAAAUCAUGGGCUAAAGAGCGUUCAAAACUUUCUCACUUUGUAACGCGGUUUUUAGAUGGUUUCCGUGCUCCGUAUGUGGUGAGUGAAGUAGAAGAUAAACCGUUUUUAGAUCUACGUGAAGAUAUAAAGCCCAAUGUUGUUGUUGGGAGAUAUUCCCUUAUUGUCUUUGUUGACAUCAAGACUUACAUAGACCUAAAACCUAAUGUUCGGCAAGUAGUGAAACUUUACUGCAAGAAAUUUAGGACUGGUAUAUUGUAUUUUAUUUCUAAUCACGUUGGUUAUAUACCGGAGUUUCGUAUCGAGGUAAUAAAACCUCAAAAAGAAAGACAAACCUUAGAUGUCGAAGUUAAUGAAAGUCCGAAACUUUUGCGGAUUACUCGCAGAGGAGGUUCGGCGAUUAAACCAAAUGUUCCAAAAGGACAAGGAACGAGGUGGAACUUCAUACGCUACGAUCCUCAACAAGUUCCUUAUGAAACUGUUGAAUUCGCAGUGAAUCGUAGAAAACGACAAAAAAGAGAGUUGGAGAUUGCAGUAACGGAAAAUGCUUGUGUUAUUUUGGACGAUGGUCAAGUAGAUGGAAUUAAAAAAGUCUUUUUUGGUGGUGGAUUUCCCUUCUUUCUGCACACAAUGCUUUUCAUGGACAGUUUGGAGUAUUUAUCAGCUGUUAGUCCGAUGGAGUUUUCCCUUGAGAGAUAUCUACAGAUAGACGUGGAUGAUAUUUUCAUCGCCAAGACUGGUAUAAGAAUGAAGAAAAAGGACGUCAUGGUAAGU
Porites evermanni is the source of this 10197-nucleotide messenger RNA. The record is from the annotation of a GenBank genome assembly. NCBI's taxonomy places the organism in Eukaryota, Metazoa, Cnidaria, Anthozoa, Scleractinia, Poritidae.